AGCAACCCGAUGGAGGCAAGUCCAAGAAAGGUGGAGACUCCUGCUCAACUUCCUGCACAAUACUCUUGAAGCACCGCCAGGAGAGAAGAAGGGAGGCUUCUGCUUGGGCAAGGGCGAAUGGAUAUCGGCUUUCUUUCCCCCCCUUAAUUACUACCACAUCGUAGUUGUUAACCGUUUAUACGCCCAUCUACCUGACUUGUAGCUCGCUAGUUAGCCGCGAGGCUGCUGAAAAGGAGACGUUUGAUAAUAGCAAAGGCGGUGGUGCGAAGGACAGGAAUGGAGGUUGUAGUGGAGUAUGACUACGAAGCACUCCAUGAGGAUGAGCUGACCUUGCGAAAGGGGGACUUGAUCAAGAACGUAUGCCGCAUAGAAGAGGAUGGCUGGAUGGAGGGAGAACUCAACGGGAAAAGAGGACUCUUUCCUGACAACUUUGUGAAGGAACUAAAACAGGAGGCCAAGGAAGUGAGACCCGAAUCCAAAGGGCAAGCUGCUCAGCCUCUGAAGAGAGAGAAGUCUGUAGGAAAUGUUGCCAACUUGGUUCAGAGGAUGAGUACCAUCGGGAUUCCAACUGGGGGUUUCCAGCCACGACCAUCAUCUACCACAAAGAAGCUGAAGAAGAGACAGUGCAAAGUCUUGUUUGACUAUCAGCCGCAGAACGAAGAUGAACUGGAGUUAAAAAUUGGAGAUAUUUUAGACGUCACCGAAGAGGUUGAAGAGGGUUGGUGGAGCGGCGUCAUCAACGGCAAGUCAGGACUCUUCCCUUCCAACUUUGUCAAAGAAUUGGAUGUUGCGAAAGAAGACGGAGAAUCAAAUGAUACGACACCAGAGGAGGCUGAUGGUGUAGAAAACACCGUGACACCAUCAUCGCCAACACCUUCUUCAGGCAAUGGAGCUAUUGUCCAGCCCAAAAAAAUCCAACGUAUUGGUUUUGGCGAUAUUUUCAAAGAAGGGUCAGUGAAAUCAAAGGUCCGAAUCCCUAAUUUGGAGCCGGAAGAAAAAAAGGAAAAUCCAAUCCCUUCAUUACCAUCAGUCGCAAAGCCCGCCUUUCCCAACGUGAUCGAAAUGCAUAAGGGCGAAGGAGAUAGCAACUCUAAAGCGAAAGAGUUCUGUAAGGUCAUCUUCGCUUUUGAGGCCACAAAUGAGGAUGAACUGACUUUGCACGAGGAUGACAUCAUCUCUAUCAUAAGCAAGGACACAGGAGAGCCCGGGUGGUGGCGAGGAGAGGUUGGUGGCAAAGGUGGUGUCUUUCCUGACAACUUUGUAACCAUGCUGUCUGACACAGAAAAAGAGGCUUUUCUAUCUCGAGGGUCGCGCAAGUCCUCACUCAAGCAAGAUUCUGAAGAGAAACCAAAGAAGCCACCUCCACCGUCAAAACACAUAGCUCUCAAACCAGAGGUUCCCAGCGCUGACAAGAAGCCUCAUGCCAUCAGGCCAGAGGACAAAGUUGACAGGGUGAUCCCAGAGCCAAAACCAUCCAAGCCUGCCGCACCACUCCCACCCAAAAAGCCUGUCCCGCCUCCAGGCAAAGGCAGGCAAGGAAACCUCCCACUAAAGCGGUCAGACAAGCCUCUGACUCCAUCACCAAAUUUGAAGCACAAUGGGGAAAUCCCUACAUCUCGUCCAAAGCCUGACUUGGAUUUAUUGCUUCCCCCAAAACCCAAAACGCCCUCAGCGGACACAGGGGAGAAAAACUUCGAAUCACCGCUAAUUAGUUUUGACGAGGUUUCAUCCAACUCAGAAAAGCUGUCUCAUCCCACUGCUAACAGACCAAAGAUUAUCGGCCGGAGGUUGCCCGCCCAAUUUGCUGGAGGACUAUCGCCCAACAAGGAAAUUAACCUGGACAAAGCUUUCAAGUUAGAUGAGGAGGAUGGUGCCAAAAUAAAGCUUCUAGAACCCAGAAAGCCUAAUACACACAACUCGUCCCCUUUGCCGCCAUUCCAUAAACCCAGUGUGGAGGCCAAACCCAACCCAGCAUCCACAAACUUAAGCUCAGACAACAGUUUUCUGGGCAGAGAAGAUCCCAAAUCCCAGAUGGAAGAGCUUAGAAGUCAGAUGAAGGAUCUUCUGCUAUCAGUGGAGCUGUUCAAGGCCCAGCAAAUGAAAGAAAUAACAGAGCUUCGUGGAGAACUGGAUGAGGAAAGGAAAAAGCGUGUAGCCCUGCAGAUGGAGCUAAAUAAGCUAAAGAUGGCGAUCCACUCAACGUGAAGCUGAGCUGAAGGUCCAGUUGCUAGCCUAAUGACCAACUAGAGAGAUGGUUUUGGGGUGGACGUCUGCAGGAGGCGGAAGACAACAGACAGCUGAAUGGGCAGAAAGAGGGUGCAAUUAUUUCUAUUACAUCUACAAAUUCAACUCCCCAUAUUUGUAAGAUUUAAUUUUUUUGCACAUAUAUUUUGUUUUGUUUUCAAGCUAAAUGUAAUUAAAUUACAGAUGUGUAUAUAACUAUUUUUUUGCCAACACAAAAAAAAAAAAAAAACCCGAGGCCUUACUUCAAACUACUGUGCAUGUCUUCAUCUCGCAUGUCUUCUGUUCCCUCCUGCCCUUGACAGAGGGUCUCAGUACUACUGACUAUAUACAAAGCAGGGGAUCUUUGUUUCUACACCUAAUUUUCCACACGCUUAUGUUUUAAGCGCAACGUUUUAAACCUUUCCUUUUAAUUUCACUUUCUAACAAAUCAUUUCCCUUUCCUUUCGUCUUGGGGUUGUAGCUGAAAUCCAAUCAUUCCUUGCAGUGUUCCAGAGGAAGCUCCCUCUCUUCUGUAUUUGUUCUCCUUUUUUUUUUGUAUGCAUUUUCCAGCAUUCCUAUCCAGGGAAACACUACUGUGCCUGUAAUAUACUUGUAAUAGGUGUUGUUAUGGAAGCUUAACAUUUACCACGACGGUGUCUGAAAAAAAUUAGCAUCUCGAUAUUGCGUGUCUAUAUUUUUUAAACUCUGCUGACAUACUUUUGAGGGCCUCUCCUAUAGUUGUUAUCUUUAACAUGAGACUGGGAAUGUUGUCUAAAAUUUAGCAGCAGCCUACAUGAAAAACUAAAUAGGAAAGUAAGGAACAGUUUAUUGUCUCCUUCCGUUUCCAAAAGUUUUUCUGGUUAGUGCCUAAGGAUGUUUAUACAAAAAUUGACCAUUUCUGCAGCUUGCUUACUUGUUCUACUCGGGCCACCAUCCCAUCAAAUUCCAGGUGGUCCAUUCUACCUCUUCCUCUUAUCUGUUCUAUCUUUGUGUGUCAAACUGAACAAAAUAAGUUGUUUUUGUGAUUAUAGUGCAAAGCCUGUUCAUUGCCCAUCAAUUGUCCUUGUUUUUUUAUGCAGGAGCUAUUUAGGGCCACAGUGAAAAACAUGAGGGGGAGAAAAAGUCCAAUUUUCAUGAGAUUGAAGUUAAUUUUAAAAGACCAAAUUGAAAACGGCAAUCUAGACCUUGCCUGAAAUAAGUAUUAAAAGGAAAUAUUUUUCCAAAACCCUCGCGGUUAGAUGCUUUUUGGUCUGUAGUUUUAAAUUGUGGUGUAACAAAACAACAGUUUAAAAUUGAACUAAAGUUGAAUUUGAAUAUAUCCAUAACAGCCACACAGGGUAUACCUUCAUGAUCGUAAUAUUGCAUUCCAUUUAUGUCUUACCUCCCAACCCACCAAUGUGACUAUCUUCAUGAGGUGAGAUUUUUUUUUUUUCUUGAGUGUAUAUAUAUUUUUGUUUUCAGGGUGGCCGUAAUACUAAUUCGUAUUUUGGGUCAGGUCUUGUUCCAAGUAGUUUAGGAAAAGUGGCAAACUAGCAAUAACAAGAAACAAAAAUACGGUAUUACAUUUGCUGUAGGAAAUUGUAAUCCCCCUUGAAUCUACAUUUUCUGACUGUUGUACUGUUUCGUUGAAGGCAAUCGUUCAUAACUCGAGAAUUUAAAUCAUAAGCAGGUAGUUUGCUCUGGGCACCACCAGUUUAAAUGGCUAAGAAUUAUUUCGUUCAUAUGCAUAGCAUACUGACAUACCGACAACCCCCCCCCCCCCCCAUGCUACAAAAUAAUCUUUGUACAAUUCUCCAAAUUUUAAUCCCAAACUUCUUCCCCCACUGCAUGUCAAAAACUAUUUGAGUUGUUAUUGAGGUGGUUGUCAACGUGACCUCAUAAGUAUUGAACAUUUUCCUACAGCAGUUGCUGAACAUGUUAGCAAGCUGCCUGUUAGCAAUGUUAGCAUCAAGCUACAUGCUAAUGAUGCUGAGAACCAAUUUAAGAGGCAAUCAUCCCACACCUCUCUCAAAAAACUUUCUUUGGCCUUCUAUUCUGAUUAUUGUCAUUGCUGUGAUUACUAUUUUUUUAUUAUUAUAAAUCCCACCAGUGUCUUAAAGGAGUUACUUCCCAAUCAAGCUUCUGUGUUUGUGUUGCUGAUCAACUUGCACACUUAAAAGGGCGUUUAAUGGUAUUCAAGUUUGUUUUCUGUUUUCAUGUGAAUGCUUUGACAAAGAUGUCAGUGUGUUCGACUUUUGUCUAUGUGCCUGACAUGUUAUACAAUCUCUCCCUAUAGCCUUUCGAGGACGCGGCUGCUCUAUUUGAUAAUCACAUUGUGGGAAAAGAGGGAUCAGGGAUAGCUGUUGAUGUAAUAUAUGAUCUGCGCUUUACUUUUAUAUACUGUACAUUCCGGAGAUUGACACCAAGAAACGAUGAAAUCUGCACAUUUACAAGCUUAAUUUUGAAAUAAUUUUGUUUACAUACAUGAGCUGUAUCCUUGCAUGAGCUGAGAUUCUUUCAAAAAAAUAAAUAUCUUUAUUUACUGUCUAA
Molecule: messenger RNA, 4752 nt
Organism: Syngnathus typhle (broad-nosed pipefish)
Lineage: Eukaryota; Metazoa; Chordata; Actinopteri; Syngnathiformes; Syngnathidae
Gene: cd2ap
Product: CD2-associated protein
Exons: 19
Coding region: 277-2205 (642 amino acids)
Cellular component (GO): cytoplasm; vesicle; cell leading edge
Molecular function (GO): protein binding
Source: RefSeq, a predicted model, not a curated record